Mauremys reevesii (Reeves's turtle) is the source of this 2350-nucleotide messenger RNA. RefSeq names its product apoptosis inducing factor mitochondria associated 2 (gene AIFM2). Gene Ontology annotation, molecular function: electron-transferring-flavoprotein dehydrogenase activity; flavin adenine dinucleotide binding. Lineage: Eukaryota; Metazoa; Chordata; Testudines; Geoemydidae. Gene Ontology annotation, cellular component: mitochondrion; cytoplasm. The record is from RefSeq and is a predicted model, not a curated record. Bases 1000 to 2280 code for a protein of 426 amino acids. Gene Ontology annotation, biological process: apoptotic mitochondrial changes; positive regulation of apoptotic process. The transcript has 10 exons.
GCAUGUUUUGUUUAUUAAAAAAAAAAAAAUGUUGUCUCUGACUCCUAGAAGUGUGCGGCCUCCGGCCCCCUCCAUUGUGAAUGGAGGUGCAGCUCCCUUGGAAAUUUUAGACAUAGUCUGAGGCCCCCCAGGGGUCUGCAGACCACAGGUUGAAAACCAUUGACAGAGACAGUUAGGAAGUGCUCUUCUAGCACAGUGGUCCAGAACCAGGGGUCUGGAGCCCUCUGGGGGGGCACGAACAGGUUUUAGGGGGUCUAGCACCAAGCAUAGCCGGUGCUAGAUUUGCUAGGACCCAGGGCAGAAAGCCAAAGCCCUGCCACACAGAAUUGCAGCCCUGGGACCCCCCCAAGUCCCACCACCCAGGGCUAAAGCCAAAGCCUGAGCAACUUAGCUUAGCAGUGCCCACUGUUGCAUGGGGCCCUGCACAAUUGCUCUGCUUGCUACCCUCUAACGCCAGUUGUUGUGACGCUGCUGGGCUGUGGAGUUUUUAUAGCAUGUUGAGGGGGCCUCCGAAAGAAAAAGGUUGAGAACCCCUGUUGUAGGAGAUAUUGGUACAUUCAAUUAAAAUAUUUUCUUACAAACAUAUUAUUAUCCCUCUCAAAACAGAUUUCUGUUGACAACAAAUCUCUAGCAUAUAGGGCCGAUUCGAUUCCCCUCUGCCUUUUCACAAGGUGCAGAGUGAUGACUUUUUGGAGGAAGAAUAAAACUCGUAUCUCAAGCAACUUAAUUUCUGUGUUGCUGUUUCCAUCUGCAUGUUCCUUGCUGCACUCCUAUCAGCUAUCUGGGAGGCAAGAGAUAGUUUGUAAGAAGCUGAGCUGUAGAAGUGCCUGCUUCAAACUGUUCCGAAAGUUUGUCUUCAGACCAUACGUAUUUUGGCUUCUGUUUUACACAUUGUUAGUGCUUUGAGUACAUGAUUGGUCUCAGUGACUUCAAUGGGACUACUUAAGUCUUUGCAGGAUCAAGUCCUUACUUUCCACAGAAGCAGCUCUGCUAUCUAGGAUGGGAUCCAAGCUCUCAGUGGACGACUCGGUGCGUGUUGUGAUCGUUGGAGGAGGUUUCGGGGGAAUUGCAACUGCCAGUCAACUAAAGUCCUGGGGAAUCCCCUUUGUUCUUGUGGACAUGAGAGAUGCAUUCCACCACAAUGUGGGUGCUCUCCGGGCCUCUGUACAGAGUGGAUUUGCCAAGAAAACCUUCAUCUCUUACGCUGUGACCUUUGGGGAGAGCUUCCGACAAGCCAAGGUGGUUGGAAUAGACCUACUGAGGCAGAAAGUCUUGCUGAAUGAUGGUGAGGGAGACAUCUGCAUCCCUUCGUUCCCAAAACAUGCCUCAUGUGGCAGCUUCCUACUUAUCAAAGUGACAGGGCGUAGGGUUGAGCUGGGAAGCAGCGCACAGCAACUAUGCAGUAAGGCAGGACUGAAUGCUGCACCACAGGUCCAGUCAAGCCCUCAGGAGCUUUUCUACUCUCACCUCAUCCUUGCUACAGGCAGUGAUGGGCCUUUCCCUGGGAAAUUUAACCAGAUCAUUGACAUGGAAACUGCCAUUCAGACUUACGAAGACAUGGUCAAGGAGGUCCAAAAAUCUCCACGUAUCGUGAUAGUAGGCGGUGGUGCUGCUGGAGUGGAGAUGGCUGCAGAGAUCAAAACAGAAUAUCCAGCCAAAGAGGUCACCCUCAUUCACUCAAAAAUCGCACUGGCUGAUGUGGAGCUUCUACCAUGUGUCCGACAGGUGGUGAAGGAGAUUCUUCUCAAGAAAGAAGUGCGUCUCUUGUUAAGUGACAGAGUCAGCAACCUGCAUAUGCUGACUUUAAACCGAUUCCAAGAGAAUAUGGCAGUCAAGACAGAAAAGGGCAGAGAGGUUGCUGCUGACAUGGUGAUUCUCUGCACUGGUAUAAAGAUCAAUUCAUCAGCAUACAGCAGUGCAUUUGGGGACAAGCUGGCUAGUAAUGGUGCUUUAAAGGUCAACCAGUACCUCCAGGUGGAAGGGUAUGAUAACAUCUAUGCUAUUGGUGAUUGUACUGAUGUGAAGGAACCGAAGAUGGCAUACCAUGCUGGGCUCCAUGCCGAUAUUGUGGUGACAAACAUCAUCAACAGUCUGACACAGAAACCUCUUAAAACCUACCAGCCAGGAUCACUAACCUUCCUGCUGUCGAUGGGCCGGAAUGAUGGGGUAGGCCAGAUUAAUGGAUGCUACGUGGGACGUCUUUUGGUGACUAUUGUCAAGAGCCGGGACCUUUUUGUUUGUAAGAGCUGGAAGACUAUGGAACAGACUAUGCCCUGCUAGAUCGAAAGGAUCAUGAUGAAGUAGCAAGAGAGUACAUGUAUCAACUGGCAUGAAUAAAGCUGGAAAAGAG